Molecule: messenger RNA, 1106 nt
Organism: Musca vetustissima
Lineage: Eukaryota; Metazoa; Arthropoda; Insecta; Diptera; Muscidae
Exons: 1
Source: RefSeq, a predicted model, not a curated record
AAAGCUUUAUCACAUAAGACAUCAAGAAGAAGAACAACAACAAUUCAAAGAACCAUUAUUGAGUCAGCCUCCAGAGCUUUUGCAGAUAUCAUUAGAAAAUAAUGCCACGCCAUUUGUAGAUUUCCCACAGGUGGCAACACUGGCCCCACACCAGCAGCAGCAACAACAACAAAUGACACAUCAUACAAAAUUGCAUAAUCAACCCGAUCUACAACUAAGUCGAAAUUUAUCUUCUACCUACGAAAGCUUUGUUGAACCACCCCAAAGUGGGAUUAGCAGUUGUUUGGAAAAAGUGAACGGCAACACCCACUCGAAGGACCACAGCCAUCUACCAGCUAUGAUGUGGCAAGUGCUCAUUUUAUGUGUAGUACAUUUAAGUUUGACCACAAUUGCAACACUGUAUGGUCAUGUGAAAACCGCAUUGUCACAAACCGCACAGCAGAUUGCGAGGGCUGUUAUUGCUGCCACAACACUGCCAAUUAUACAAAGAAGACAAAAACAACAGCAACAACAAAAACAUGAAACAUUAUCAGCAUCAGAAUCAGUAACACCAUGGCCCCGACCACCACUACCAGCAGGGUUAUCACAAACAGAACAGUCUGCAGCAGCAUCAUCAUCUCCCGCAAUAGCAGUAAAUGGCGAAGCAGUAGCAUCAGGCGGAGGUUCCACCACAACCUCAUCAUCCAUAGUAACGCAAAAUAAUGCAAUUCAUGAAAAAAUAUUCCAUGGGAAAUUUCCCAGGCCACGAAAAAAUCUGAUGGAGCUCAAGUUACACACACAACAAGAACAACGCCACUAUCAGCAGCAGCUGUCAUUGCCCUUGCUAACCGAACACCCACAGCAUUAUCAGGUGGAUACGAACAACAAUUUUAUCACAUGCACCACCAGCAACAUUUGCAAUGCGGGCAGUAACUGCAGCUCCAGCAUCAACACCACCACCACAGUCGCUGCCACCAACACGACCACCACCACCAGCAUUUUAACAUUGUGGCAACAUUGUCAUCGUCGCUAUCGUCCUCUUCAACUACUACCGUUACUGACAACAAAAGGACUUAAUAAAUACUCAUGGAUAUUUUUAUUAAUAUAUUUGAAUUUAUCUGCUAAAG